This is a messenger RNA of Tuber aestivum (summer truffle), 2801 nucleotides long. The record is from the annotation of a GenBank genome assembly. Lineage: Eukaryota; Fungi; Ascomycota; Pezizomycetes; Pezizales; Tuberaceae.
GAAGACCCACGCCCCACAACAAAGGCCCCAGUUCUCACCAUCUCUCCUUACUACUCAAGUUUUCAAUACCCCCUAAACAAUCAGAGACAAAACAAAAGGCAUGCCCCUGGAAAUUGCUGGUGUUGUCCUAGGGGCUCUCGCGUUAGUUAGUAUUGCCAGGGUGCUUCUUCCGGCUAUGCCUAUCUAUGCUAACUAUCACAGGCCGGACCAACUUAUAAGCUCUAUAAAAAUUGUAGCCAGCUUAUAUUAGAUAUCCGGAAUUACGAGAAAGGCUUGAUAGGAUGCUGUCAUAGCAUUGCUACUCAAAAAGGGCUGUAUGCGGACACAUGGACUCUGACGUUGUCGCUUGUCAAGGUAGAGAAGGAUCUUGCUGCUGUUAUGCUCGAGGAUGAAAACCACCCGCAGUGGAAGGAUCCGGAUUUCCUAAAAUUGUGGACUGAGACUAUCGGUAGUCACUUCGAUGCUGGUGUGAAAGUCACACAAGAUACUCUUAAGGAGAUUGAGGAAAUAUUAUCUAGUGUUCAGCAGUGUCAGAAGAGUACUAAGCAGGGUUCAUUUAUUAAGGUGUGUGGAUUUAAGUUGAUAUGACCGUUAUAAUAAUAUCAUGACUCUAGCCUAGAUGUUGUGCAACAGCUGGGAACUAAUCACCUUGGUUUAGUCCUCACGAUCUGCUGUAGAUAGGAAAAUUCGGAAGUUUGGUUGGGGUUUGAAGAGGAAGGGGGACCUUCAGGCCUUAAUCAAUACGCUUCGGGAACAGAAUCAGGACCUCAAACACAUAUACGACCAAAGAGAAGCAUUGCAAAGGACUCCGAAACCAAAGUUCCGGGAACUGAAAAGCUACAGGGACCCAGACCUGUUGCUAGCUCGAUUGCUUGCCAUCCGGGAAGUGUCAAAAACACUUUACGACAGCCUUGCGGGAGUGUCCACUUGCUUCUGUCACCGCGUCAAUCUCCGACUCCAGUUUGAUGUUGACGGGACACCAGAGCCAAUAUCAGAUCCAAAACCAGGGUCACCCAUUGUACGAACGAACGGUGGUCUACCAGCUGUCAUCCGCAGUACAAAGUUUCGUUUAAUUGUUACCAAGGAGGAGGGGUACGAUGGCCCCUUUUCUCGGCCAAUUGAAGCCUGCUCGGGAACAUGUAUGGUGAUUACCUCAGAACUUGUACCUGCGGACAGUGAUACAGGCGGAUUGCGACGCCCAGUGACGGUCGUAUCACAAGAUGAUGGACUGCUGCAAAAGUGUGCGCAGUCCGCUGAUAAAGUUAUCCAAACUUCAUCUCGGGCUGUCGCUACAAAGUCGGAUGGCGGACGAGUCCCGAAUCCGGAACACGGGUCGGAGGCGGGGAGGUUAGUCACUUUGGAGUUCAGCUCUCAGCCGGCCGUACCGGGUGGGGCCUCGGCUGGGCGGGGAGGUGCGGCGAUCGCUACCCCGCUGUCAAAAAUUCCGGCGGAAUCUACAGCCCCCGGGGCCUCAAUACCACCAAACAGUGUAGCAGAGAUUGAUAGUCUGUGCCUCCUAAUGCAAAAGCUUGCCCCAAAAAGCCCGACCAACCACUGUCUCGGCCUGAUUAAAAGUUGUGAUACGGUCCGCCGCCACUUUAUAUAUUGCGAUCAACCAAGCGUUUUAAGAACCCCCUACCGCAAAUCUUUAGAAACAAUACUUGAUGAGAUGGCCCUUCUCCAAGACGACCGCCUACGAAUUAGCCUAACGCUUUCAAAGUCACUGCUUCAUCUUGGCUCCUUUUCAAGAUCUUUCUUCCAAGAGCGGUGGCGAAGCCGUGAUAUCUUCUUCUUCUUUCAAGCACUCCAAACUCCUCUCCCCACCGAUACUGUCGGCGAACCCUAUGUAAUCCCGAUCUUCGACAAAGCACCAAAUAGUAUUGAAGACGAAGCCGAUGGCAAUGACGAAGCUAUUGCAUCUCCUGCAAGAUCUGAACAGCUGUUCAGCCUAGCACUCACCCUUAUCGAAAUCGGUUUUGGAAAGCGGCUAUGGAAGAUUCCAAGCCGAGCUACGAUUCCGGAAAAGGCGGACUUUAUUGCAGAGUAUCUGAAGGCAAUGGAUAUCUUAAAAACGGGAUUGUUGGAGAGAAAGAUGGGUCUCAGGUUCGCUCAGGUUGUCAGGAGAUGCCUUUACUGUGAUUUCGGAAUUUAUGAGGACGAUCUUUCAAAGAAAGAGUUACAAGACAUAUUUUAUAGGGAGGUGGUAGCUAACCUCGAGCGCUGUUUGGAAACACAUCUAAGGGGGUAGUUGCCCCAAAAUGAGACAAUUUUUAUGCUUUCCUACCGUAUAUCGUACGAAAUCGAUUGUAUAGCUACCAUUAACUUUAAGGACCCGAAAUCGAUACCGAAAUGUGCAUGUGCGCUAUGUGCAAAGCCCGGAGCGGCUCAUCACUUAUUUUACCGAAAUCCCCUGCAUCCUGAGUUUUUUUUUAGGGAUAGUGGUUCGAAAUGCUUUGCAUCUGCAUCAUCCCCUCUCUCCUAUUCCCCGGUUCGCAGGACACACAUGGGAGAAACCCCAUCUACAAAACCUAUCCGGAGGAGGUAACAGCUUUCUAGGAACCUAGCAGGCCUCUGCCCAUAACCGACAGCAGCAUCGCCGAGCAAGCUCUCAUAUAGCAAUCUCAAAAUCAAACACACCAUGAUAAACACCAGGGAGCGUGAAACGACCAGCAAUCAAAAAUAUAUGUCAAGCAGCAUAGGGUUUGAGAGAAACCGUGCGGGCACAACUUGGAUAUCCUGUGUCUAGCUAAGUUGCAUAGAGCGUGAGGGGAUGUUAGAAAUCGCGAGAUGCUGCUCGGCAU